Messenger RNA from Candida albicans SC5314, 717 nucleotides. RefSeq lists its product as uncharacterized. The record is from RefSeq and is a predicted model, not a curated record. Bases 1 to 717 code for a protein of 238 amino acids. The transcript has a single exon. Lineage: Eukaryota; Fungi; Ascomycota; Pichiomycetes; Serinales; Debaryomycetaceae.
AUGAGAUUAAUAGUUUUAUCAAUUUUUUGUAUUUGUAUAACAUUUACAACUGCAAUUGGAUUCAAAGGAAAGAUUGAAGGCAUACCAUCAGUGAAUGAACUUUACCACACCAAGAAUAAAAUUGUUCCCAACGGAGAUAAUUAUAACAACAGAAUAUCAGUUGAUUUAUAUCCUUUAGACUCAUUCACACCCAUUUCAACGGUGGUCGAUUCUAAAUACAAUUUUAAAUUUAAUAACUUGGAACCAGGUGAAUAUGAAUUACUUGUGAAUUCGUAUGAUUUUGGUUUUGAACAAAAUAGAUUCAAGAUAAUCGCUGAUGAGGAAUCAAUUGUUGCUUAUGAACAUGGGAUUGGUCAAGAAACUUACAAUACCACCUCCCUUACUAAUCUUAAUGAAAAACCAUUGUCUAUCAAGUAUCUUGCUACAAAAGAGUUUUACGAAUAUCACGGCGGGAGUCUUAGUGAUUUGUUGAUGAAUAGUCCAUUUGGAUUCAUAUUCAAGAACAAGUAUAUGACUAUUGUGUUUACUGCAUGUCUUGCAAUUAUGGCUGCCCCAUACAUUCUUCAAGUUGUUAGCCCCGAGUUUGCUGCGGAAUUGAAUCAAAUUCAAACACAAACAGCUAAGGAAAGACUAGGUGAAAAAGUUAUCGAGUCACCUGAACCUACAAUUAAAUCUACAGGUGUUAACAAAUCUCAAGGUGCUAAAAAGAGACGAUAG